UCUGUGAUAAAUACCCGCAGAAAUAGGGCUUGGUUCUGUCAGACUUCAUCCACAUAAAAGCCCAGGCUGCCAUUGGAGAGCCCGUUGGCAAGAGCGAUCAAGACGCAGACGCAGGAGAUAUCGCAGAAAGGCGCCGACGAACGCAGUGUCCAUCACUUCGGCUGAUGUAACCUGACGUCGUAUGUUGGACUCAGUUAUUUUACAGUAGCAACUUCGUCAAAAAAGAGACAAAAUAAGGCGAGAAAAUGGGACAUACCGCAAUACCUGUAUUGAUGGCUGUAUUGUUCUAUUGUGUGUGGGAAAACGAGGCGCUGGCCAUGGCUGAGGCGAAUGGGCCAGGCCCCGAGGUGGCAGAGCCGCAGAUCGCCAUGUUCUGUGGCCGUCAGCUCCUGCACAUGAACCUACAGACUGGCCAGUGGGAGCCAGAUCCUCAGGGCCGCCAGGGCUGCUUCAAAGAGCCCAGCAAAAUCCUGUCCUACUGUCAGGAGAUGUACCCAGCACUUUCAAUCUCCCAUAUUGAGGAGUCAAAAAGACCCGUCACCAUACCUGCCUGGUGUAAGAAAGGUUGGGGCCACUGCCAGACACACCCCUUCAUUGUCCUGCCCUACCGCUGCUUAGAGGGCGAAUAUGUGAGUGAGGCCCUGCUGGUGCCUGACAGAUGCCGUUUCCUCCACCAGGAGCAGAUGGAUGCUUGUGAGAGUUACAUAUACUGGCACAACAUUGUUAAGGAGGAAUGCACUGCAGAUAAUCUGGAGCUCCAUAGUUAUGGGAUGCUGUUGCCAUGUGGAGACAAUUUCCGGGGAGUCGAGUAUGUGUGCUGCCCAGGCCGAGGGAGCUCUGGUGGUAAAGGGGAGGUGGAGGAGAAGGAUGUCCCCACCGGUACUCAGGCAUUCACAUCCCAGACCAGUGGCAAACUCAGUUCUGUUACAAAAGUGACUGCCCCCACUCCAAGCCCUUCUACUGACACAGAUGUGGAUGAGGCUGAUAUGGAAGAGGAGGAUGAUGAAGUAGUAGAAGAAGAAGAGGAAGAAGAGGAGGAGGAGGAAGUUGAUGAGGAGGAAGCAGAAGAAGAGGAGGAAGAGGAGGCAAUAGCUGUGAAAGAUCCAGAGGAGUAUGACUACCCUAUUGACUCCGGACCCUACCAGACAUCCGACUAUCUGGACACCUUCUACUACGAGAAAAGCCACAAACCCACCACCUCAGCACCUCUGAUGAAAGGGGACAGCUUGACUACGCCUCGGCCUACAGAUGGUGUUGAUGUUUACUUUGAGAAGCCAGUGGAUGACACUGAGCAUGCCAACUUCCUGCGUGCCAAAACAGACCUGGAGGAGCGCAGAAUGAAGCGCAUCAAUGAGAUCAUGAAGGAGUGGGCAGAGGCAGACAACCAGUCAAAAAACCUGCCCAAAUCAGAGCGACAGGCCCUGAAUGAGCACUUCCAGUCUGUACUGCAGACGCUGGAGGAGCAGGUUGCUGGAGAGAGGCAGAGGCUUGUGGAGACUCAUCUUGCUAGAGUUGAGGCCAUUCUUAACAACAACCGUCGUCUGGCCCUGGAGAACUACCUGACUGCUGUGCAGUCUGAACCCCCUCAUCCGGAGCGUGUGUUGGGGGCUCUGAAGCGUUACAUGGCUGCAGAGCAAAAGGACCGCAGACACACACUCAGGCAUUACCAGCACAUUGUGGCUGUCGAUCCCCAAAAGGCUGAGCAGAUGAAAUUUCAGGUGUACACACAUCUCCAUGUGAUUGAGGAGAGGAUGAACCAGAGUCUUGCUCUGCUGUACAAGGAUCCCAUCUUGGCUGAGGAGCUGCACAAUGAUAUCCAGGAGCUGGUCAAAGCAGAACGGGGAGAUAUCAGUGAGCUCAUGACCACCUCUUUCUCGGAGACACGCACCACUGAGGAGCUCCUACCAGCUGAGAGUGAGGAGGAGAAGGAUGAUGAGGAGGAAGAGGAGAGAGCCUUCCAGAACAGGCCUUAUCCUCCUCGCAUUGAACCGCAGUCUAAUAAGAAAGCAUCUGCAGUCGAUGAAUAUGAUUAUACCACAUCUGAAAAAGGCCCUACUUAUGAAUAUGAGGAAAAGAUCAACAUCUCUGGGGAGCUCAAGCAGGUAGUCAACAAGUCUCCUGAGAUUGCGAGAGCUGAGCUGCAACCUGAUGCCUUGGAGACCUUUAACCGUGGUGCCAUGGUGGGGUUGCUGGUGGUGGCAGUAGCGAUUGCCAUGGUGAUGGUAAUCAGCCUGCUGUUGGUGCGCAGGAAGCCAUAUGGCACUAUCAGUCAUGGCAUUGUAGAGCAGGUCGACCCCAUGCUGACACCAGAAGAGCGACAGCUCAACAAAAUGCAAAACCAUGGCUAUGAAAACCCCACCUACAAAUUCUUUGAACAGAUGAACUGAAGUACUGGGGCUGCCAACAAGUCAUGCCUGAUCAUCUGUUUUGUCUCCCCUUUCCUCCUUACAGUGGUGUCCUUACAUUCACUUUGACAGAUUUAUGAUGUGUUGCAAACAUAAAGUAACUGAAUAAGUACCUCCCAAACCCAUUGUAAAUGACCAACAAUGACCUAUCAACAUUACCAGAUUGUGAAUAAUGAGAUAGUAUGAUUCAGAAUCAUCUAUUGUAAUCUUAUACUCUUCUGGAUUUGACUCUGGGGAUUGUAUUUUCCAUUAGUAGUGCCACAGCAUUUCAUAAUCCUGAAAACAUUCACUUCACAGACAGGAAAACUGUCCCAGUGGCAUGACUUGAUCUAUUGCUCCUCACUAGAAACUGAAGUCAAACGGUGCGUAAUGCUUUAUAAUAUUUAUUUUUCAGUAGUAGUAGUAGUAGUGUCUUUGUUCAGCUUGUACCACAGUUAGGUAUAAUGUAUCUGUGUAGAUGAGUGUGGGUGACAGCCUAGUUAGAUUAUAGUGAUAUUCUCAAUUUUAAUACCACUGGGUGAUAAAAGGGCAAUUACAAAGCCAUUUGUAACAUUGGACAAUACCUCUAAUAGACACAUGGACAUUAAGUGUGGAGGUGUUUACUUUGAAUGUAUGAGACAUUUAGACUUUCAUUUAUGACACAGAAGGCCACACUGGUCGAUACAGAACGGUGUGCUGGUGGUACAAAAACACAUCAACUUUUUGACUUCUGAGGAUCUGCCCUCAAAAUUAUUAUUAAUUAUUUGGAAAAAUAUACCAAAUAUUCCAUUUAGCUAAUUUAGUAGGUGGCUGAGUUUGUUUCAUUUGUACUGCUACCUAAACAACUGUAAAACAGAAAAAUAAGAAGUCCAUUGUUUUAUUGAAAGCAUGACAACUUGGUGUAUGAUGCUGCUGUAUUUAUUUGUGUUGUUCCUGUCAUUGCUUUUUGAAAAGUCAGAAAUGUCUCUGUUCAAAAUGGACACUGUAAAUAACGUAAGAAAAGCAUACAACUAGAUGUAGACAUUUCUAUGAUUAAUUUUCAUUGAUGUAAUGGAAUAAUACAUAAAAAUAGUACAUUGUGCUAUACAUGGCUGAUUGAAAACGGACUGUUGUAAAAACCAGCACAAGACAACAACACAGUAACUUCUUUCUGAAUGUAUUUAAGGUAGACGUUGAGAUUCCAUCUUCUUUUCAGUGUCGCAUAAUUCCUCGAGUAGAUGUUGAUAGGAGUAGUGAGGUUCAGCACAUACAACAGACUGACUACAUGCCUGACACCGCUCUCAUCACUUCCUAUAGCAACCUGUUCAUUUUCACAUUUGGCAGAUGUGUAUCAGAACAGAGGAGCUUAAAGCGUAGGCAUAUUGUACUGUAGAGGACAGCGGAGCGUGAAGAAGCCACCGCUAUAGUAAUGUGUAUUGUCAGUGUGUGUAGUAAGACCUAAAAACAGGCCAUUCAGGCAUGAUAGUAGUAAAGCAUACUGUAUGUCUUAAAUCUGCCAGUUUGACAUCGUUGGACUCAACAACACUGAAUGUUAGUACUCUGGAGAUGCUAUGUUUAAGUUACUCUCAUCAUAAAUAGCUUUUCCCUGAAUGACUCAUUGUAGUUCGUCAUAUUUAUGAUCAACAUAGUACCCUAUAUAGGUAAGUAAAAAAGGGACUGUCCCUUUUUUUUUUUUUUUUUUUGGCUGAUUGUUAACUGUUUAGUGUGUCAGAUUGAUUUCUUUCAGCCACUUUAUUCUGUCAGAACAUCUUAGGAAAGGUCACAUUGUGGGAUGUUGCCUUUUGAUCAAGCUUUUGUUUUUAAUUAUAUGCCAUAGUACAGGGAUAACCCAAACCAAAAUUAGUUCAUAUUUUAUGUACUGGUUUUCUUUAAUAACCUGUGUUUGUUCAUUUAGAGGAAAAUUAAUUUAUAUAUAACUGUGUGGACUUUUCAUUGAGCAAAAGACUUUGACUGUCAUAGUUUUGAUUUACCUUUAAUCUUCUGUUUUCCUCAUCAGGCAGGUUUAAUUGCUGGUUGCGGUUACGUUAUGACAGGUGAAGAGAAGUCAUAACCCUUGUAUAAUUUGUACAGCUACGUUAGUGAAUGAAAACGUUGUAUGUUCACAGUUUAAGUCAAUUGAUCUUGUAAUGAUACUACUGAAACCAUAGAUGAGAAUAAGCUUGCCUGUGUUUCCCAAACCACUGAAGGUUUCCUACCAGCAUUUAGCAGACUUAGAAUGGUGUAAACUGUAGUUAACUCACAUUUGUAUGUAUGUCCUCUGUCGGAUUCUUGAUUUUUUUUUUUUUUUUUUUUUGUCGGUCUGUCCCCUUACUUCCCAAUGAAAUAUACACAAUGUUAUUGAGAUUGUAAUUGCUGCAUUAUUGCCUUUUACAAUGCUGUGUUUUGGAUGUAAUUAUUCUGUAUAUUUUAUUUAUAUGUAAUAAUCGGUUGGAUCAAGGGUCAUGCUUUUCACCUAUAAUCUGAUUUUAGAAGCUUGUAUGAGAAAACACUGACAAGUUUAUAACAUUCAGAAAUGUGAACUAUAGAUAGACAAAUGGCCUCUGCCUAAUUGAUGAGGAGUGGCACUAAAGCACAAGUAGAACCAAAUUACUCCAUUUGUGUACAGGUUGCUAAAUGUUAGAUAUCGAUUCUGUCUGAUUUCACUUAUACUGUACUGAUUGUAGGGAUGUUGAUAGCAUCAUUAAAAGAGCUAGUUCUUAAUUUUCAUUCAGACCUUUAACCAAAGACAUGCUCCACAAAUAAGCAGACAGAUAUUCUAAUUUGGCAAAAUAUUCUCUGUUGUGUAACUGUAUCGACAAGCGAUCUGAGAAAUUAAAAAUGGUCAAGUGACUUACUAGUGUAAUAAAAAUGAUUGACCCAUAA
This is a messenger RNA of Monopterus albus (swamp eel), 5246 nucleotides long. It is a transcript of the gene aplp1, whose product is annotated as amyloid beta (A4) precursor-like protein 1. The record is from RefSeq and is a predicted model, not a curated record. Lineage: Eukaryota; Metazoa; Chordata; Actinopteri; Synbranchiformes; Synbranchidae. Gene Ontology annotation, cellular component: plasma membrane; Golgi apparatus. Gene Ontology annotation, molecular function: alpha-2B adrenergic receptor binding; alpha-2C adrenergic receptor binding; heparin binding. The coding region runs from base 246 to 2387 and encodes 713 amino acids. The transcript has 17 exons. Gene Ontology annotation, biological process: axonogenesis; central nervous system development.